AUGAAAUGUUCUGUGAGCCUUGCAGACAUUUCCCUUCCAUCAGUGAUAAGUAUGUAUGAACUUAUUAUUAUAUAAUUAUGCAAUUUUGUAUAUGUACUUGACUUAGAAAAAAUCCUAUAUUCUGGCCCCAAAUUCCACUAUGUACAGGGGGAGUUCUGGCCAAUUUUUGUCCAUGUCUCGACUUAGAAAAAAUGUUGCCCCAAACCCCAAAAAAUCACAUUGCUUAUUUAAAUGUUUCCCUAAUUUCAGGACAUGCAGUCUGUACAAGGGCAACAGUACAUUCCGCAAAACAUUACUGGAUUGUCAUGAUCCAAGCAAGAAGCAUGAGCUGUGUGCUGCAGCUUCCCAAGCAAAGAUUGAUGGUGAGAAUUCUGUGGUGGCCCCUAUACUGCGUGGCCUCUCUAAGAUGCAGGAUGAACUUCGUGCUGGCAUGAGCAACCUUUUCCAUGUGGCCUACUUUGUGGUCAAGAGUGAGAGGCCCUUUACAGAUUUUCCUGUCUUGGUGGACCUGAACAGGAGGACCGGUGCCAAGAUGCCCCUGUGUUACCACCACGACAAAGCCUGCGCACGAUUUUUUGUGGACAUCUACCAGUUCAUUUAUGACCCUAUUCUGGCUGAGGUGAAGAGUGCCCGAUUCUUCUCAGUCAUGAUAGAUGGGGCAACGGACAAGGCGAUCCUGGAACAAGAAAUCGUGUACGUACGGUACCUAGACUCCACCAAGAGGCCAAAAAAUGUGUUUUUUUAGCAUUGAACACGUCAA
Gymnodraco acuticeps is the source of this 760-nucleotide messenger RNA. RefSeq lists its product as uncharacterized. The record is from RefSeq and is a predicted model, not a curated record. The transcript has 2 exons. Bases 140 to 745 code for a protein of 201 amino acids. NCBI's taxonomy places the organism in Eukaryota, Metazoa, Chordata, Actinopteri, Perciformes, Bathydraconidae.